CCUCAGCUGCGAAACCUCAUCACGGACGUGUCGCAGCACAAGCUGCUGGUGUUCGCGGGGCCUUGCGUGGAGGAGACGGGGGAGCUGAUGCUGCAGACGGGCUGCUUCUCCCUGCGGGACUUCAUCCAGAUCUUCACGGACAAGGAGGUAGGGGAGAUCCUGAGCUCCGCGGACCCUUCGGCCAAGGCCAGGCUGACUGUCAGCUGCCCCGACUUUGGGGAGUGGAGGGACUCGGGCUUGGACCAUCACAACCUCCAGGACUUCAUCGAGCUGCGCUACAACCCGGGCUGCAUCCUGCCAGAGAUGGAGGGGCUGGAGGAGUUCAUGGAGUACCUCUCGGAGUCGCUGGAGCCCCAGUCCCCCUUUGACCUCCUCGAGCCCCCCACCAUGGUUGGCUUCCUCAAGCUCUCCAAGCCCUGCUGCUAUAUCUUCCCGGGUGGGAGAGGGGAUUCGGCUUUUUUUGCCGUCAACGGCUUCAACGUCCUGGUCAACGGAGGCUCCAACCCCAACUCAUCCUUCUGGAAGCUGGUCCGGCACCUGGACCGCAUUGACUCCAUCCUGGUGACGCACGCAGGCACAGACAGCCUGCCCGGCGUCAACAGCCUGCUCCAGAGGAAGCUGGCGGAGCUGGAGGAAGAUCCGUCCCAGAGCUCGCAGGGCAACGGGGACUGGGCGAAGAACCUCAUCUCCCCGGAGCUGGGCGUCGUCUUCCUCAACGCCUCCGAGAAGCUGAAGGACAUCGAGGGUAACUCCCGGGUGCUGAAGAGCUGCGACGAGGCCGCCCUGACCCUGCACUACCUGGACAAGCUGGGCAUCCGUCCCAACCCGCUGUCCCGGGACAGCGGACCUCGCACAGAGCCCACCGUCCUUUUCCAGAAGAUGGGAGUGGGCCGGCUGGACAUGUACGUCCUGAACCCCGUGAAGGGCACCAAGGAGCUGGAGUUUCUCCUGCAGCAAUGGUCAGGCAACAGCUACCCCAAGGAGCAGGACUUGCCCCUGCAGUGCCUGACCUCCGUCUGCGCCCUGCUCGUCUGGCACCCCGUCAGCCCCUCCGAGAAGAUCAUCCGGGUCCUCUUCCCUGGCUGCACGCCCCAGGGCCGCAUCCUGGAGGGGCUGGAGAAGGUGAAGCACCUGGAGUUCCUCAAGUAUCCCGUGGUCACCAAGAACGAUUUGAAGGGGCCGCCGGCAUCCCAACCUGAGAAGCUGCUCAAGCAGAGGAGGGCAGAGAGCAAGGAGAGCCUGAAGUCGGCUUCCAAGCUCAGCUUGGUGGAUACUGGGGCACCGGUGCCGAAGGAGAAGGCUCCGAAGGUGGAGAGGAAGGAGGUGAAGGCAGGGACCAAGGAGAAGCCAAAAUCCCUGGGGGAGACGGCCAGAGCGGGGUUGGAAGAGGAGAAAGCCAAGGAUGCUCGAGCCAAGCUGGACUCUUCGACGGAGAAGCUGAAGGCGGACGCAAAGCCAAAGCUGAGCAAGGAGAAGGCGGUGCCCAAGAAGGAGCCUGUCCCCCGGAAAGAGGAGAAGAAGCUGCCGAAGAAGGACGAGGGGGCUGAGGUGAAGGGGGAGGCCAAGAAGGAGGUGAAGGGGGCGAAGAAGGAGGUGAAGGCUGAGACGCUGCGGAAGGACGCGAAGGAGAACAAGGCAGAGGCCAAGGCUCCUGCCAAGACCCCGGCCCGGAAAACUCUGGUCCCGGAGACCCGCAAACCCCUGGCCAAGGCUGGCAGCAUCAAGAAACCCCCCCUCAAGAAGGAGCCGGAGAAGCCCAAGGCCAAAGCCCCCCGGGAGGCAGGCGGCAGGAAGGAGCCGGGGACGUCGGACGGCUCCAAGUCCUCCUCCCCCGCCGACAUGCUGCUGGAGGCCGAGCGGGGCCGGGGGGCCGCCUCACCGGGGGCUG
Messenger RNA from Pygoscelis adeliae (Adelie penguin), 1888 nucleotides. It is a transcript of the gene MAP1S, whose product is annotated as microtubule-associated protein 1S. The record is from RefSeq and is a predicted model, not a curated record. Gene Ontology annotation, cellular component: synapse; cytosol; microtubule associated complex. Gene Ontology annotation, biological process: dendrite development; regulation of microtubule depolymerization; axonogenesis. Gene Ontology annotation, molecular function: microtubule binding; actin binding. The annotation marks the transcript as partial. The transcript is spliced from 2 exons. NCBI's taxonomy places the organism in Eukaryota, Metazoa, Chordata, Aves, Sphenisciformes, Spheniscidae.